CAGACAAAAGUAUUGCAGGCUGGGACACAGUCAGAAAUUAUGACAACAAUCCAGCUGCAAGUGAUGAAGUUGAUGGAGUGAAACUCACCAGUAAUGAGAACAAGGUUCUUAAACGGAAGAAAAAGAAACAGAGCAGCAAAUUUUUCCCUGAAGUGGGACAAGAUGAAUCGCAUUCAUCCACACCGAAUAGUUUCUCCAUUACAGGUUUCAAUGAUGAUGCUUACAAGAAUAAUGAGGACAACUCUAAUCAUUCUGGGAGUGAAGAGAGUGAUGAAAACAGGGACGAGGAUGAUUCAGACAGUGAAGAUAAUGAGCUAGAGAAUUACACAGAUAGUGAAGAGGAUUACACAGACUCAGAGAGUAUAGAGACUGAAACAGAUAGUGACGAGAAUAACACAGACGCAGGGAGUAUACACUAUUACACAGAUAGCGACGAGAAUUACCCAUACUCAGAGAAUGAAGAGAAUGAGAAUGACACAGAUAGUUACGAGAACUACAAAGAAUGUCUUAUUGAGUGCCUAAGGUUGGGAAAGGGAGGCGAUGAUUUAAAAACAUUCCUUGAAGAAUCAGAGGACGGAAAGAACAUUGGGGAAGAUGAAGACGGAAAUAAUGUUUUACACAUUGCUGCAAGUGGAAAAAAUUUGGAUUUAUUCAAAGAUCUAUUUCAUUAUUAUAAGGAAAAGGUUAAUGAAGGAAACAAGAAGAAAAGAACGCCUCUACAUAUAGCUGCAAGGAAUAACAGACAUGAUAUUGUAGAUUUUCUUAUCAAAAGUGGAGCUGACGUAUCUUUUAAGGAUGUAAAACAGCUAACUCCUCUUUUAACGGCAAUAAGGUACGACAGUCUUAAAGUAUUUCAACGCCUAACAAAAGAAGACAUGCCAGAUGGAACUGAAACCGAUAAAAUGCUUGAAAUAGCUACAAAAUUUAACAGCAAAAAAGUCGCUAAAGAAUUGAUACAGACAUGCAGGAACUCUAAAGAUGUUAUAGAAAGAAAUUGUUACAAACUUGUGUCAUUGGCCACGGUCAAUAACAGUGAUAAGCUAUUAAAAAUGCUGCUUGAUCAGGUAAAAGACGUUGAGAGCUCUGUCGUGAAAGGAGACACUGACGAUGAAGAGUUAGAUGCUGAUGAAGAUGCCGAAACAGAAACACAAUCCAAUCAAAUUCAGGAAUCAGCUGGGAACGAAGGGGCAGAAACAGAAACAAAAACAAAUCAGAUUCAGAAUACCGGUGAUACGUCUCAAGAAAAGAAACAUAAAAAAGAACCCCUUCAUGUCGCUGCGGAAAAGGGGUACUUCGAAUGUUUGAAUAUUUUGAUAAAGAAAACAUCUGAUUUAUGUACAAAAUGCGAAAAUGGAAAGACAGCAUUGCAUCUUGCAGCUGCAAAAGGAAGAAUAAGAAAUGUAGAAUGUUUGAUUGAGAAGGCACCGAAGCUGAUGUAUAUGAAAGACAAAUCAAAACGUACAGCACUUCACGACGCAAUCAAACAUGUCAAAGUCGUUGAGAUCCUUUUACUUAAAGGUGCAAAAAUAAACACCAAAGACAAAAAUGGCAGAACACCAUUAAGUUAUGCAGCCGAAAAUGGAAUGUUAGAAUGCACAAUAAAACUGGUAGAAAAUGGCGCGGAUAUUAAUUUGGAAGAUAACAAUAAGAUGGGACCUAUCCAUUUUGCUGCGCAAAAAGGUCAAACCGAAGUGUUCUAUAAGCUUGCAAGUUCAAAAAAGAUUGAUCUUGAUAAACCAGCGAUAAAUUGUUUGGAUCUAGCGAUUGAUAAUAACCACGUGGAAACAGUUCUUAGGAUCUUUCAACUUGAGAACUCCAAAUGGACAAAAAUGCUGCGAUCAAGAUCAAAAUUAAAUGACUCGGAUGAGUUUCAUGACACACCAAUGAGAAAGCUAAUCAGACAAAUGCCUGAGGCAGCCAGGAAAGUAUUCAAUCAUUGCACAAAAAUGUCGAAGGCUAGCAGUAAACAAUUUGAAGUAACAUUCAAUUAUGAAUUUCUUGAUGACACUUACAAGCUUGGAACAUGGAGAAAACACAUACCUCCAAAUCAACCAGCUACAAAGAAAGAUGACUCGAAGUAUUCCAAAGAUUCGGAAACGAAACAGAGCACUGCCAAUCAAGUUGACCAGAAACAUUCUCAAGAUAAGGAAUCAAACCAGAGCACUACAAAGAAAGAUGACUCGAAACAUUCCAAAGAUUCGGAAACGAAACAGAUCACUGACAAUCAAGUUGACCCGAAAGAUUCUCAAGAUAAGAAGACAAACCAGAUCACUACAAAGAGAGAUGACUCGAAAAAUUCUAAAGAUUCGGAAACGAAACAUAGAACUGCCAAGAAAGUUGACCCGAAACAUACUAAAGAUUCGGAAACAAACAAGAGCAGUAAACCUUACACCGAGAAUACAAACAUGAUCAAAGAAAACCACCCUCUGAUGAUAAUGGUCACAUCCAAACGGAAAGAAUUGUUAGAUCACCCAUUAGUGUCAGCUCUCCUCAAGAGGAAAUGGAUAAGUGUCGGUCUUGUUUUAAAUAUCCUUAUUGUUAUGCUUUAUGCACUUUUUCUUGCAUUGCUUACUGGCUUCACGCUUGAUGUACCUGCCCCAUAUCAGUUUCAGCAAGGAUUUUCUGUUUGUUCAGAUUUAACAAACGAGAGUAUUUCUGUAUUCGCAUCUUUUGCGAAGUACGGAAUCAUCACAUUGGCUUCGAUAAUAUUGCUCAUUGAGAUACUCGAAAUGAAACAAAUGUUCUCAUGGAAUGUGUGGUUUUACUUUUUGGAAGUUGAAAAUGUUAUUGAAUGGAUAACCUGCAUCACUGCAAUUAUAUUUGUUGUCAAUUCAAGCGGAUGUAGCGAUUCUGGAUAUCGGCCGCAAUGGCAAUGGACUUGCGGAACGGUAUCCGUCUUCCUCGCUUGGAUCAAUAUGUUAUUUAUCAUUCAGAAAUUCGAAUGGUUAGGUAUAUAUGUAGUUAUGUUGUACCGGAUCAUCAAGGUGUUUAUGAAGUUUCUCCUUGUGUUUUCACUCCUGAUUGUUGCAUUUGCUCUCUCGUUCCACUGCUUGUUUCAAAAUCAGGAACCGUUUAGUACAAUUUGGAAAUCACUGAUGAGAACAACCUCGAUGAUGAUUGGUGGUCCGGACUUUGUUUCAACGUUUCUAGACGAAACUGUUCAUUUUGAAAUAAUUAGUAAUGUGUUCUUUGUCAUCUUCAUGUUGUUUAUGGCUAUUGUAGUCAUCAACUUACUGGUUGGAUUAGCAGUAAGUAAUAUACAUGAAUUCCAACAAAAGGCUGAUCUUGCUAAAAAGCAAAUGCAGGUGAAGUUUGCUUUAGAGUUAGAAAGAAUGGCAAAAUCCACUUUUUUGAAAAACAUUUUAGAAUGCUUGUGCUUCAAGUGUAAAAAUAACAAUGAGAGCAUGGAGAAGCUGAUACCAAACGAGUUAUCCUGGUUUAAAAAAAAGGUUGGUGAAUCUUGGAAAUUAACUGAGCGGGACAUAAAGGCAGCCAUGAGUUCUGAAAAGGACGAUAAUUCCAGAGUUGUAGCCCGAUUAGACACAAAAAUGAAAACUCUUGAAACAAACUUAGAGGAACAUAUGAAAUACAUGGGCACACAAUUAGCAGCGAUUCUGGAUAAAAUAGAAAAAACCCCAGAGGAAACUGGUUCUGGUGGCAACAAUGGUGAUACAUCAAGAGAGGUAGCCGGAUUUGACACGAAAUUAAAAACUCUUGAAACACACUUAGAGGAACAUAUGCAAUAUAGUGGCAAACAAUUUGCAGCGAUUUUGGAUAAAAUGGAAAACAACAGAAAAGAAACUGAUGCCAACCGUAAAAUUAAUGGUGAUAAUUCAAGAGUGGUAGCCGGAUUAGAUACGAAAUUUAAAAUUCUUGAAACAAAGUUAGAGGAACACAUGCAAAAAAUGGGCGCCCAAUUAGCAGCGAUUUUGGAUAAAACGGAAAACAAUACAGAGGAAACUGAUGACAUCCAUGCAAUUAAUGAAUGACCGAUCACAUAUUCCUUUAAACAAAUCAAAAUAUUUACUUAUUUUUAUAUCUCUUCCCACAAUGAAAUAUUAUUUCAAUGGUUUUCUUGAAAAGUAUUAAACUGACAUGUCAAAUUUUCUCUAUGACCAUAAACAAAAUGCCUAAUUCUCAAAUUAAUUUACUGUAUAUUCAAUGACCCUUUGUUCGUUCGGUAACUAUCGGAAUCCAAAAUAGAUAACACGGAUUUUCAAGAACGGCACAACGUUAUAGGUAUUGCUUAAAAAAUUCCAGCGGAACUUUUCUCCUACUACCCUCACUAACAAGGUGUAAAACAUGAUUUAAAGAAAAGGUUAUUAAGUUUAAAAAGUAAGAAAAAUUAAAAUGGUUUAUCAAGAAUUUGAACUUGCAACAACUUGAACACAAUUCCGUUGCACUUACCACUAGACCAUUGAUUAGUAGUUAUAGGUGACAGUAUAGCUAUCUUUACAUUUGUACUUUUAGUCAAACUCAUGUGUAACUCAUAGUAAACUACGAAAACUAACGAAAACCCUCAAAUAAAUUAAACAGUCAAUAAUGCCAAACAAUACAAUACCGUGGUGUGACUGGUUAUAUUAAUAACAAACUAUAUAUAAACGUGCAAACACCCACACAUGUAUGCAUAUCUUGUAUAAUUUUGAUUUUACUUUUGACAUUAUUAUGAUAUAACAUUACAGAAUAUUUUUAGAAUUACUUGACUUUGCAUAAUACUGAUUAAAAGACCCAUUUCUUUAAACAACAUCAUUCAUAAACUUUUAUGCUUAUUUUUAACUAAGAAAUGUUGGUUUUGAUUGUUAUCUUAGAGUAGAUGGAACUCAUUACUGGGCACUGAUGUCAUUUUCACCUAG
Ruditapes philippinarum (Manila clam) is the source of this 4853-nucleotide messenger RNA. RefSeq names its product transient receptor potential cation channel subfamily A member 1 homolog. Gene Ontology annotation, molecular function: protein binding; monoatomic ion channel activity. Gene Ontology annotation, cellular component: membrane. The record is from RefSeq and is a predicted model, not a curated record. NCBI's taxonomy places the organism in Eukaryota, Metazoa, Mollusca, Bivalvia, Venerida, Veneridae. The annotation marks the transcript as partial. Gene Ontology annotation, biological process: transmembrane transport; monoatomic ion transport. The transcript is spliced from 32 exons.